This is a messenger RNA of Orussus abietinus, 1678 nucleotides long. It is a transcript of the gene Gdi, whose product is annotated as rab GDP dissociation inhibitor alpha. Gene Ontology annotation, molecular function: Rab GDP-dissociation inhibitor activity. NCBI's taxonomy places the organism in Eukaryota, Metazoa, Arthropoda, Insecta, Hymenoptera, Orussidae. Bases 204 to 1532 code for a protein of 442 amino acids. The transcript is spliced from 5 exons. Gene Ontology annotation, biological process: protein transport; vesicle-mediated transport; small GTPase-mediated signal transduction. The record is from RefSeq and is a predicted model, not a curated record. Gene Ontology annotation, cellular component: cytoplasm.
UUGCACCGUGCCGCUCCGUCGCAGUCCCAUCCAGUUCCAUCGUCGUUCCUUCUGGGUGGAUCUGGCCUAACGGUGUCGAGUAGCGGUCGGUAUCCGUUGGCAAAGAUCGAGCCAUCUGGUUUUGACGUUAUCUCCGAUCGCCGGCUGGGACGAGCCGUUGGACGGUACCGGAUUAGAAAGAAUCGAUCUUUAACUGCGCCGCUAUGGAUGAAGAGUACGACGCGAUCGUGCUUGGCACUGGGCUCAAGGAGUGCAUCCUGUCCGGUUUACUUUCGGUCAGCGGCAAGCGGGUCCUGCAUAUAGAUCGCAACAAGUACUACGGUGGAGAGUCCGCCUCGAUAACGCCUCUGGAGGAGCUCUUUAGUAAAUUCAAGGCACCUCCACCGGACCAAAGUUAUGGACGCGGACGCGACUGGAACGUGGAUUUGAUUCCAAAAUUCCUGAUGGCCAAUGGAUUGUUGGUCAAAUUAUUGAUCCACACGGGGGUUACCAGAUACGUCGAAUUUAAGAAUAUCGAAGGAUCUUACGUGUACAAGACCGGCAAGAUCUCCAAGGUACCGAUCGAUCAGCAGGAGGCGCUGUCCAGCGACUUGAUGGGCCUUUUUGAGAAGCGACGCUUUCGUAACUUCCUCAUAUGGGUCCAGAAUCUACAGGAAGACGUUCCUACGACUUGGGACGGUUUCGACCCGUUUAAUAGAAGUAUGGCUGAUCUGUAUGAGAAAUUUAGGUUAGAGAAGAAUACGCAAGACUUUACUGGUCAUGCUCUUGCCCUAUAUAGAGAUGACGAUUAUAUUAUGCAAAACGCUAUAACUACUAUACGGCGUAUUAAGCUGUACAGCGAUAGUUUAGCGCGUUAUGGUAAAUCGCCGUACCUGUAUCCCAUGUAUGGACUGGGAGAACUUCCUCAAGGUUUCGCACGACUCAGUGCCAUCUAUGGAGGCACCUAUAUGUUAGACAAGCCUAUCGAUGAAAUAGUUAUAAAGGAUGGAAAGGUCGUCGGUGUUCGCUCGGGAGACGAAACUGCAUCGUGCAAACAAGUAUUCUGUGAUCCUACGUACGUACCCGACAGGGUAAAGAAAGUUGGCCAAGUGAUCCGUUGCAUUUGCUUACUGAACCAUCCCAUCAAUGGCACGAACAAUGCCCUCUCGACGCAAAUCAUCAUUCCUCAGAAACAGGUGAAUCGCCACUCCGACAUCUACGUGUCUCUGGUGUCGCACACUCAUCAGGUAGCAUCGAAGGGCUGGUUCAUAGCGAUGGUGUCAACCACCGUGGAGACCGACAAUCCAGAACUGGAGAUCAAGCCAGGCCUCGACUUGCUCGCGCCCAUAAAGCAGAAAUUCGUUUACGUUUCGGAUUAUAUGGAGCCAGUGGACGAUGGCUCCGAGAGCCAGAUCUUCGUCUCGACGAGCUACGACGCGACCACGCACUUCGAAACCACCUGCCUAGACGUGCUGGACAUAUUCAAGCGAGCUACCGGCGAGGAGUUCGACUUCAAGAAAAUGAAGCACGAGCUGGGCGACGAGGAUCAGUAACUGUGAAUAUGCAAAGAUUCCUGGCUACGUAAAACGUGUAAUUAAUGCCGCGUGCAUCGGUCGCGAGUGCACUCUCCGAAGGGGCGGCAUGUCUUGGGAUUCCUCGUCGAGGAAUCGUCUUGGUUCAGAAUCACGCCGGAACAUGA